UCGGUGAUGAGUGAGAAAACGUUAUGCUGCAUAUCAGUGGCUGCUCCAUUCUUUGACUAUAGGUAUAAUGUUACAAACUAAGCAUUGCCAUUAAGUCCAAAUAUUAUGAUUCUAAAAAUUGUCAGUUCCAUACAGUAUUGAUUGGUUUAAACACACAACCUCAUGCUGUAAGCAUAUUCAUUGUAUAGCUCAUGAUCAAGCUGCCGAGUGCUAUUCCGAUGCAGUUUUGAAGGGCCGUUGCUCCACUUGGGUCUUUGGUUGUUGACGGAGCAGAAGUCCCGUUAGUGGGCCCAGUGGGUGUUGUUGCUUGUGUGUUGUUUGUUCCGUUUGUAUGAUUGUUUCCAGAACAUUCUGCUAUUAGGUAAAGCGCGAUAAGAACGGUGGCCACAAAGAGCUUGUGUUUAGCAGCCAUUGUAGGUAUUUCGAAUCUUGUUCUUGCUUUAGAAAUCUGUCGGUUUCACAAGGGUGCUCCUGAAGAUACGACAGCAAGCAAGCCUAAAAUGAUGACCACUCCUUGAUGUUUGGCCCACAUUCUACUAUACGAUACACCUGCUAACCAUGUCUAGUGGAAAACGACCAAUCAAAUUGCAAAUUGAACAAUGCCAAUCCGGGAAUUCCUACACAACAGGUGGACUGAUAAUGUAAAGCGGUAUGCAAGACAGGUCUGUCUAUUGAUCACUAAAUAGCAGGUAUCUUAAUAUUUUCAGGUUCCUCAUUUGUAGAAAAUAAAUCAUCGUUUUAAAAUAAAGCAUAGGUGCUUGAGGACUGAACACGAAUUUCCUAACUUCGCUAAAAAAGCGAACAAGAGAAAUCUCACUUUCUUCAGUUCAAGUCAUUCGCAUUGCUUAAGAUUGUUAUUGAUGCAGCUGGUCAGAUUAAAACAUGCUUAAUUUUUGAUUUUGUCUUUGCAGACAAUCGGGAUAGGUGUGGUAUAGAGCCCUGGUCGUCAUGGAAUUCCCCUCGAUCCAAAAUCGCUGUUUACCAAAUUACAACACAGAUUCUUUAUGAAAUCCACUCGAGAUCACUGUGAGCUUCGGAAUAAUCUAGCUUGAUGGUUUUAAAUAUCAUAAACCAUCCUCCAACAAUGAAUUUGAAUACUGACAGCACCGCAUAUGUUAUUAAAGUAUCGGACGAUGGCUACCUGUUCACAGAAAUGUACAUGAAUGCAUGAUUAAAGACUCAUUGCUAACAAUGAGCCUUUGCGAAGGUGGCAAAUCAUCCAGGCGACAAUCCAGACAAUGGCAGUAAACUUCUACUGAUAAACCAAAAUUGAUUUCAGACUGUCUGAAGACAUUAUGGGAUGCUUGCGUAGCGCAAUGGCUCAUUGUUAGCAAUGAGUCUUUAAUUCUUUGAGAAACCUCGUCCAUGAUAAAUAUGAUUUCUUAACAACGAAUCUCAUUAGCACGAUUGAUUGUACUCAAAUCAAUGCACCAUCUACUGCAGGCAAUACUGAUGAUGCGAAUUAUGCAUGCAGAAAAUGAUGUGAUUUACUUUGAAUAAAGUAACUCCUGCACUUUAUAUUGGUAUAAUGCUAAAAAUUAGCAUUUCUGUAGAGAUCUCAAUGCUCAAGGAAAGCAUUCAGGGUUCAGGGACAUCUCAUUGUCCCGAUAUAACUUCUGCAAGCUAGUCAAAUUACUUUAAUAUUAGUAGCAGUAUGUAUAAACAUACAUGUGUUGAGACUUUUUUAAAAAAGCCUCUUCAAAGAUUUACUUAAGAUGUGAAAAUUUUUAAAAGCUCUUACCAUCAACUUGUAGUAUAGCUAGCAAAAACUAUGAUUUGUGCAACAACAUCAUCUUAGUAAGUUGCCUUUCGAAAGAAACUUGUUGAGAGAGUCUUUUUUUACGAUGGGAUGGAGUCUUUCCUUAUGUUUAAGGAGUGUCUUUCCUUGCAUCAUAUUGCUAUUUGCAACUUUCGCUAAACAAAUGAAAUCACCUUAUCUUCUUUACAGAAUUUAUGUAUCGUACUCGUAUGACCCCAACUUAAUCAUUUUCUAGGGAUCUCAUGGACCUAUCAGUGUACCCGUCGCCCGUCGUAUUCUUUUGAAUAGUACUUUGGCCUUUUGAAUAUACACGUGACAAAAGUGUUUGGACGAUGAAGAACAAAAUGGCUGCUCCAAAACUAGCAUUCUAACAUUGAUUGAAUAAAUCUUGCUGUUUUGGCGGGAUUCUAGAAAUGGCAUCAGCGAAAACGCAAUUCCUAACAAAUUCAAUUUAUUUCCUACCUUUCUAUGAUAGAAAAGUAACAAAAUAUCAGAGAGAAGUGGAAAAUAUCAAUGUUUUAGUUUCAAUGCCGAAAACACAAAAGCGACCAGAAAGAGAACGAGAAGCAAUAAAAUAUUUGGGUCUAGCGAGUCAUUUGUUUGCUAAAACUACAAGAAAGUUUGGUUGCUGCCGACUAUUGGUUGGGCCUAAUGGCAUCUGCAAGCUGGUGUUGUGUGCGAAGUCAAUCAAUGCUGAAUAUUUUGUCUAAUUAUUUGUGAAAAAUCCUCAGGCAAGUUCAGAAACAAGUAAUGAUUCUUUGCAAAGAUCAUUUAUUUUUAAGAAAGACAAUAAACCUAGCUAUGUUGCAAUUGUGACAAAAAUUUCAAAAAUAAUUAUCAUGGUCUUUCAAUAACCCCGUCAAAGUCAAAGCCUUGAUACAAUUGAAAGCAACUAGUUUUCAGAAAAAAAUCCAAGAAAUAAAAUCUUCUAAGACCAAAAAUAAACUUUUUUAGAAUUUUCUUGAGAUUUCCUUCUGUAUCCAAAGAUAUUUCGUUGCAAAAUUAAUUCAGUGAGUUCCAGUGCAAAUGGCGGCUGCCAGAUUUCUGAAGGUCAUCUGACAAAAUAUAAAGCAAAUUGUACUUGUCUAAAAAAAGUCUAUUUUUUACAAUUUAUCAAAUAUUGGGUAAAGUUGCAAUUGGAAAUCUCAAUCAGCAAUCUCGUUAUGUUCCACCGAUUUUCUAUGUUGUUUUUUGAGCAAAGGGUUAACCACAUUUGCUUUGAGGCGAUCGUCCUAAUACUUUUGUCACGUAAGUGUAGACCCAGUAUUUCCAAGCACGUAGCUGAUGCUAUUUCAGUAGAAGUUCUAGCCACAAUGUAUUAUGUUCUGUAAAGCAGGGUCUGAUCUAGGCAUUGGUAGCUUAGAAACUAUUAUUGGCAAAUCAAUAAGUGGUAUAAUGUGACCAGUGCAACCCGCCUCGAAAAGAAAUAACUCCCUUGUCACCUGAUCAAUGUUUGUACUUCGCCCUCCUUACUACGCAUAUAUGAACAAGAAAGUUGCGAGACCUUCAGCUCUCGUAUCCUCCUUGUAUCUGUCUAUUGCUUUUGAGUUAACUUUUAAUUGGCCUCUUUUGGGACAAUUUGACUGACCUAAAUUUUUACGCUAACGUUUUGAAAAAGGCAGUGGCACAAAAAGUUGUUUUUAUCUAAGGAAUUUGGUUUUCAAAGAAACAACAGGUAACCACUUGCUGAUCAGAAGACCAAUCAUUAACCGUACAAAUUUGCCCGAUGCACUUUGCAGGUAACAAGAACAUUUUAGUAUUUUGGGACAAAGUUUUUAUUACAAGUAAAACUAAUACAGUUUGACUGAGCACAACUGUUGGGAUGAUGUUGUGAUACACUUUAUGUCAUUGUGUGAUAUUUCAAUGAUUAUCAAGCAGCAUAUGGCUUUACAGACAAUCAUUUGCUUUCAUGCAAAUUUUCUGUUACAAAACAGGACAAGAAAUGCUUUGAAUAUUAUUGAUUUAUGAAAUGAAGACAAGGCCUUGAGAGAAUAACUGAGAGGUUACACAUCAUUUAUUAAUGAAAGUGAGGACUUAAUUGAAUUAAAUCGUACGUGAUGGGUAGCGACACAGCACAUGGAGAUCUUCGUUUCGUUAUUUUGGCGUCAACAUAUUUGAUUUAUUUGGCUUUUGGUGGCAUUGUUUUGAGUGAUUUAGAAUGGGAACAUGAACUCAAGGCUAUUGAAAGGUUUCAUACUGUGAAACAGGCUUUCCUCAAGAAGCACCCGACGUUGACAAGCCAUGAUUUGGACUCUUUCUUGAAUGAAAUCAAGGCUGCAGUGGAGAAAGGAGUGAAGAUCAACGGCAACAGAACAUAUAACCCUGACUGGAAUUUUGGUGGUGGCGUUCUUUAUGCAGCUUCGUUACUCACAACGAUUGGCUAUGGUGAUAUUUCGCCGUACACUAACCGUGGCAGACUCUUUAGCAUGGUGUAUGCUGUUAUUGGAAUUCCUAUGACAGCCACCCUUUUGUCAGCAAUGGUCAGCAAAUGGUUGCUUUGCAUCGGUUUCGCCAAUGCGAGAAUAAAGCAAAGUGUCUGGUAUACGAGGCUGGACCCGCACACAGCUCAAAUGCUAGGCACCUUGACAGUGAUAACAGUAUCCGCGUUAAUAGCAUUCAUUCUACCUGCAUUCAUAUUUGCUCAUAUUGAAUCUUGGACGUAUUUUGAAUCUUUGUACUUUAGUUUCAUAACAAUGACGACAGUUGGAAUUGGGGAUUUCGUUCCUGGAUGCGCAGAUAAGUGGUUUGACAGCACCACAAGACUGGUUUACAAAGUUCUUUUGACUUUUUACUUCAUAAUUGGGCUGUCUUUUAUGUUACUAAUUCUGGAACUGUCUGUGCGUGUCUCGGAAACGACACCGUCUAUGAUUUUCUCGUGUGAAGCGAGGGUCUCACAUUGGAAAGAAGAGGGCAGCAGCCGUGAAGGCCUUAGCCAAGAUGAAAGCUCUGCUAGCAAAUGAAAGCGUUUUUAACCGAUUUUUUAGUCAUUUUGAGUCAAACACGAGAAAUCUAAAAAGCAUUUUUUGCUACACUGCAGCUAUUUUCGUAAAGUAACCAACGUUUUCUGAAUUCCUGCAAGAUGGAGUCUCAAGCCCUCAACAUUUGUCAUUGUGUACUUUUUAUAAAUCCAGUCCUCGCUACUCUACGUUUCUUUGGAAUAAUAACGUUUUUAUGUAAAAGCUUGACAUAGCUGCACUGCAUUCAAUGUAUCUCCGUCGGUAUUCAUAUUUUAAAGUAAAUUUAUAUGUUGUGCUAUGCCUGGUUAUUUUAUCUGCUGUACACGAUGCUUUGAAAUUUGUUUACUGUACAAAGACUAUCAGUGUAAUUUUAGUGCACUUUUGUGUCUUUUUUCACGCCAUGUUUCCGGAUAUGUCUUACUACUAGGGAUCAUGUUGACCAUCAUAACAUAUCGUUACUAUUUGGUUGUGUACCAUUUAGAAAUUGAUUGGACAACACAAGCAGGAAUGUGACACACAGACACUGGAAACAGACAGUUUUUUUACUUUCUUUUGACUGAUGACACUGGAAACACUGAAAAUGCAACAUAAAAUUAAUAUUUCCCUUAUGAUUUUACUGGAAUUUUGAUAGAAAGGGAUCUUACACCCGAAAAUCUUCCAUGGUUGUAUGACCCUCAGAAUGAUUCUUUGCUUCUGUGGAGGCUUGUGAUAAACAUUCUUGGCUCGUCUUCUAGUUGCAUUCUGAGGGAGCCUGAACACGAGUGAAUAGGUUAUGAGUGAAAUUCAAUUCUGGCUAAAUUUUUGGAAACGGGUUUAAAAUAAUGUUGAUUUGUCUUGAUUAUGCAGAAGUUACGUUUACUUGGUUUCAAAAAGCUGUCAUCAGGAUUGGUCCUACAGGUCUAAAAACAUUUGUACAUAAAUUGUAUCCAAAAG
Molecule: messenger RNA, 5649 nt
Organism: Rhopilema esculentum
Lineage: Eukaryota; Metazoa; Cnidaria; Scyphozoa; Rhizostomeae; Rhizostomatidae
Product: potassium channel subfamily K member 6
Biological process (GO): stabilization of membrane potential; potassium ion transmembrane transport
Cellular component (GO): plasma membrane
Molecular function (GO): outward rectifier potassium channel activity; potassium ion leak channel activity
Source: RefSeq, a predicted model, not a curated record